AUGAAUAAAUUUUAGUCUCCUUAAUCUCUUCCAAAGAAAACAGUUUAGUUUGAGUCUUCUUCUUAGCAAUAAAGAAGCACAAUGUAAAAAUUACAAGAAACUGCAAAUUCAGAUUUGAAUCAUCUCACUGCAUCUUUCGGAAUGACUGAACUGCAAUAAGGUGGUUUUAAAAAUCUUCUCAAAAAUAAUAAUAAUAAUAUUUUAAUGCAAGAAAAAAAUCAAGACUUACCAAGGAUAUACAAUAAUGUUUAUUCACCAGAAAUGAUCAUUAAAGAUGAUAUUAACCAGAGAGAUGAAUCAUAUGAUAAUAUAAUUGAUAAUUAUUAGUAUAAAUAGUAAUAAGCUAAUUAAGAGUUGAUCUAAAAUCCAAAUGAACUCUAUUCUAAAUCAUAGGAAUAUAAUGAAGACACCUUACACCAACAAUAAAUACUAUAGCAAUAAAACUAAUAUAUCUUAGAAUAAUAACAGUAUCAAUAAUAGUAAAAUGCUAACAGCUCUAGAAAUAAAAAUUAUAAAGGAUCUCAUAGGUAAAAUCCUAUGAAAGACUCAAAAAUUCAGACAUAUCUUUAGUAAAUGAUGAAUAACACUAACUAUUUAAAAAAUACUGAAAAUUCUAUUAAUAAUUUUACUUCUUAGCCAAGUGCUAUGUCGGCUUAUGAAGGUUCGUAAAUGUUAUAAAAUUUUUAAUCUGAAGACAAUGAAAUGCAAAGAAACAAUCCUCCUCCUUAACCUGAAAGUUUGGGUAUGGUUCAACUAACGUACGGCGAAAUAGCUCAUCUCAAGCAAAAAUAAAGAUAGCUUUCUGAAGAAAAAAUAAAAGCCUCAAAAUAAAAAAAAUUGCUAGAUGAAAUAGCUCAUUUUUAUAGGUAAUUAGCUGUUAAGAAAAAGGAGGAUCAGAAUAAUAGAUCAAUUGUAACUUCUCCUUCUCCGAUUAGAAAAUCUAGUAGCACCUCUCGUUUAAGAAAGAAAUCACCAUAAAAUAACAUUAUAUAAAAUAAAUAGGUUUUAUAAUAAUCAGAUAAUAGGAUCUUACAAAAUUCUUAAUCUGUAAUUAGCACAUAUAAAGCAGGAGAAAAUAAAACUCCAAGAUAGGAUAAAUAGUCUACAGUCAAAUAAAAUAUGAGAUACCAAGAUGAAAAUCAUUCUAAAUCUGUUUAAUAAUUUUAAAUCAGUAAAGCAGAUACCUUGAAUGAGAAUCAAGAAAACUAAACCGAUCUACCAAAUUAGUUAAUUUAAGCAGGAGAGAUCUAAGAACAUUAAUAAUAGGAUAUUAACACUAUGAUGGUUAAAGGAAAUAUACAAACUAAAUCUUAAAACUAACUUAAAAAAUCUUAGGAGCUUUAAUAUGAAAAGAUUACUUAAUUACAAAAGAAUGCUUUAAAAAAACCAACUCAAGCAAAUAAUAGGUUUUUAAAUUAAAAUGGGUCAGCCUUAUCAAUUGAUUUUGAAUCAUAGUAAAUUAUAUCUUUAAGCAAUAUAUUUAUUCUAAAUCCAGUUUAAUUCUAAGCGCUUGAAAAUAAAAUAAAAAAAUAUGAUAUCAGCUUGAUAAAAUAAAACAUUAUUUAGAAGUACAGAUUUUUAAUAGAAAAGGUUAAGUUUUCUAAUGAAACACAAAACUAUUUGAGUACAUUAAAAGAUUUGUUUAAUGAACAUAAGAUAAUGAGUUUUUAUGAUAUGAACAUGUUAGAAAAAAUUUAAGUUGUAAAUAAAUUAUCUAUUAAGGACAUAUUCUCAAAUAUAAAAGAAACAAUAGACCUAACUGACUCAUAUGAAACUAUCACUCAAGAUAUUCAAUAAAUAUAAGCUAAUUAAAAUAAUAGAAAGCAUUUAAAAACCACAAUUUAAUAAGAAAAAGAGCUCUAAACAUUACAGGUACUUAAAGAUAUGUAAAUGAGAAUGGCUUAAAAAAUAUUUUUUAUAUAUCUUUUCAAAGUAUAGUCUGGAUACAAAAAAGAAAUUAUUAAAUAAUUAGAUAGCUUUGAAAAGGUAUAAAAUGAACUAAGACUUACUCUCACUUUUAACAUGAUUAAAUACUUCGCCAAAAUUAGAUCCUAUAAAAAUUAACUACAAAAAAUUACGAAGCAAGAAAUACAGCUAAAAAAACUAAAGAAAAUCUUUGAUGCUAUAAAAUAAAAAAGCAAUAAAAAUAUAUAUUAUAAACCUUUCAUCUAAGCUAUCAGAUCAAAUAGAAGAAAAGUUUUAAAGCAAAAUUCACUUUAUGCUCUAUUUGAAUAUUGUUAAAGCAAAAAAAGUGAAAAGAAAUAACUCUAUCUGAGCCAAUAAAUAUACAACUCUCAUUUAAUUACUAAGUCUUAUUUAAUUUUAAAAGCUUUUUGUAAUAGAAAAAAAAAUAAUACAAGCAUAUAAACUAUGACAGCUAAAAAUAUUUCCAUUUAGUAUAUUCUUGAAUUAAAAUCUGUAGUAUUGCAAGCCGGUUCUUCUUUCAGAGUAAGAUAAGAAUUGUAAGAUUAUAAUUUAUAAGAUGAACAUUUUGAAGAAAAAUCUCAUAAAAUGUAUCAAAACCGACAAUAGAAUAUUUUAUCUGGACAAAAUGAUGAUGGAGAAGAAUACAAUAACCAAGAAGCUACUAUAUAAAAUUAAUUCAAUAUUUUAGAUAAUUAAUUUAUUGAUGAAAACUAAUAAUUCAAAUAAUCAGAAAAUAAAUCUUAAAUAGUUAAGAAGUAGCUAAAUUUUUAGGAAUAUGAUGACCAAUUUUGUGAAGAGGAUGUUUCAUACGAUAGUAAGUAAUUUUAAAAGCAUUUCUACUGUGAAGAAGAAUUCUUAAGCAGUGCAAGAAAUUUGUUAGAUACCAAGAGAUAGAUUGCUUUAGAUAAAUUAGAUAAGUUGAAACAUUUAACAGCUUAGAGUGUAUAAAAUGAAGAUUAAUCUUCAUUUCUUUAAAAAAACAAAGAGAAAGUUUAGGAAAUAAUUAGAGAAAAUUAUGAAUAUUCCAAUGAAAAACCAUUAAAUAUUUAAGAAUCUGAUACUAAGAUGAAUUUAGUUUAAAUUCCUCCAAUUAAGGAAGAGAUCUUAAGAGCUGAAAAUAUUAAUUAUAAUAAAGAACUUAAAAAUUUCGACUAAAGCUUAAUUGAUGAUCAAAAUAUUUUAGAAGAAGAUUGUAAGUCAAUAGUGACUCUUGAAUAACAUAUUAAAUAAAUCAUACGAGUAUUAAAAAAGCUUUCAAAAAAGAAGACAAUAUUCUAACAAAAAAAUCCAGUUCAGCUUUUACUGAAUAAAGAUUCAUUUUUCUACUCUUCAGGUGAUAAUUUAUCCAAACAAUAAAUGAACGGAAAACAAUCGUAAAAGAAUAUACCACACCCUCUUCAAGAACAUCAAGAAAUGAUUAAACGCAUUGAAGAGAAUGAAAAAAAGAAGACAAUAAGCUUUUUAUUCUAUCACUGGAAAAUAGUCUUUUUAGAGAGAACUUUAAAUGCAGAAAUAACUCUACUAAAUUCUCUCAAAAAGUGCAAAUCGAUUUUACAAAUAUUUAAAAAAAAAUACAGAGAAAAUAAUGAGAUUUGUACAUUAAAAUAAUAAAUAAGAGAAGAGAAAAUAAAAAGUGAAAUAUUUUAAUCAUGGUCAUUUAUGGCAUCUGAAACUAGCUAAGCAAAUUAAGAAAAGCUCUAAAUAUUUCAUAAAAAGUUAUGUUUUAGGAGAAUUCUUUACUACUCAACAUAUAAAAAGAUACAGAGAGUAGCUGAUGGCAUCCAUAGAAAAAAUCUUCAAAAGAAAAUUUUAAAUUAAUGGGACAAAAUAUCUAAAAGCAAUUAAGUUGUUAGAAAGAAACACAAAAAUGCUCUUGUAAGACGCUAUUUCAAUAACUGGGUUGAAUAUAUUUCAAAAAUCAUGUUUUUACGUAAAUUUUGGAAAAAAAUACUCUACAGCCCAGAUGAAAUUCUUUUUGAGAAAUAUGGAAAUAAAAAAAAUCUAUUGAAACAUAUUUUGAAAUCUUGGAGAGGUAUAGUUAUAGAUAAUGAAAACACAAUGAAGCAAAAACUUGCAUUAAAAUCUGCAGUUAAUCACAGGGCAGUUGUUUAAAAGACAAAAGCCUUUUUUUAGUGGGUCAAUUUUCUAAACAUUAAAAAAAAGCUAUCAAAGAUUUUUGAAAGCAAAGUAAUUUAAAAGAUGUUUGCUAAAAAAAUAUUACAACCUUGGAAGAGUGCUGUAGCAGAAUAAAAAAGUGCAAUUUCUACAUUUAAAAGGAAAGCGAAUAUGAAUAUUAAAUUUAAGGCUUUCCAUUGCUUGAAAAUUAAAUAUUUAUAAAAUAAGAUGGUUGAAAACUGUUUUUUAAAGAAAUUUUUCUAUAGUUGGAAAGUUUAGUAAUAACAUAAUUAGGAAAUUCUACCCCGCAACUUUUAUAGUAGAAAAUUAGUAAAAAAAAGUUUUACUUCAAUUAUUUACCAUCAACUUCUUUAGAUGAAAGAGAGAGCUAAAACAGAAAAGUCAACUAAAUUCUUUUUGUAUCACAUUAAAAAGUUUAUGCAAACUUGCCUUCUGCUUUGGCAAAAACACACAUAAAAGAAGAAGAGUAAAAAGCUCUUGAAGAUAAAACUUUAAAAGUAUUCUGAAAAAAACAUUAAAAAAAGGGCAUUCAAUUCACUUAAACUCAGAAAGAUAUAAUCAAGAUUAAAAAUUAUAUAAAACAAAAAGGCUCUUGAAUUUAAAGCAAUUUAAUACUAAAAGAAGUAUGAUUUAAAAAGACUUAUAACUGACCCCCACUUAAAUCCAAAAUUGUAAGAAGUUCUUUAGAUAAUUCACUACUGGAGAGCUUAUGCUAUUAAAUAAAAGAGUAUUAAAUUUAUCUAAGCAAGAAUUUAAAAAUUCCAUAAUAGAAAAAUAUUGAUUGAAUAUUUUACUUCUUGGUAAAAUAAAUAUAAUUAAAAGUUAUCUUUAAAAAAUUAAGCCUAAUUUGAAGAAGAAGAACAAUAAGAUAUUGUAUUUGAUAGAUACUCAUCAAAACAAAAUGUAUAUUAAAAUAAAAUAGAUUCGACUACAGAUAAUUUGCAUAAUAAUAGGAAAUCUAAACACAGUAGAUAAUUAUCUGAUUAAGUAUUUUCCAAAGAUACAAUAUAACUAAAAAGUUAUAAUUAACAAACUCAAAGAAUCUAAAAUGAUGAGAAUUAGAGCUUAAAUAAGAAAGAUAUUGAAAAUCAAUCUUAAUUCAAAGAACAAUAAUAAUAUGAAAGUACUGAUGAGCUAAAGCAGAAUAAUUUUAUUUCCAUGGAUUCACAAACAAAAUAACACAGUUCGAGAAGCCCAAGAUUUUUAAGUAACUAAAGUAGAAAUUCUAAGUCUCCAUCUUCUAAAUCUAAUUCCCCAAACUAUAAUAAGUCAACUUUAAAGACUAAUUAAUCUUAAGAAAAUGUAAGAAAACACAGAAAAUCUGUUAGAUUUGAGCUUGAUCCUAAGUAAUAAGGAAUUAAUAUUCCUAAAUUUGACUAUUUUGAUUAAAAAUAUAAUGAAAAUGAAGCUUUCUAUUAGAAGCUGCUAUCAGAAAGAAGAUACAAUACUACUUAGCAAUGA
Molecule: messenger RNA, 5523 nt
Organism: Tetrahymena thermophila SB210
Lineage: Eukaryota; Ciliophora; Oligohymenophorea; Hymenostomatida; Tetrahymenidae
Exons: 2
Source: RefSeq, a predicted model, not a curated record